GGUAACGGAUCGUUUUUAGAUUGGUAACAAUGGCGAUGAUAAGCUUUUCGUUUCCAUCUCCCGCCAAACUUCCUGUUAAAUCUCCACCGUCCGUUUCAAAUCGGAUCAACGUCGCUGACCGUUUGAUUCUCCGUCAUCUCAAUGCCGGAGAUCUCCGUGGAGCAGUUUCAGCUCUUGAUCUCAUGGCUCGUGAUGGGAUUCGCCCCAUGGAUUCUGUCACUUUCUCUUCACUCCUCAAAUCUUGUAUCCGAGCACGCGAUUUUCGUCUCGGGAAACUUGUCCACGCUCGAUUAAUCGAGUUUGAUAUCGAGCCUGACUCGGUUCUCUACAAUUCGUUGAUUAGCUUGUAUUCAAAAUCUGGAGAUUUGACGAAAGCUAAAGAUGUGUUUGAGACUAUGGGAAGAUUUGGUAAGCGAGAUGUUGUUUCGUGGAGUGCGAUGAUGGCUUGUUUCGGUAACAACGGAAGAGAAUUCGAUGCGAUUAAGCUUUUUGUUGAGUUUCUGGAACUGGGUUUGGUGCCUAAUGAUUAUUGUUACACUGCGGUGAUUCGAGCUUGUUCAAAUUCGGAUUUUGUUGGAGUUGGGAGAGUGAUUUUAGGGUUUUUGAUGAAGACUGGGCAUUUUGAGUCUGAUGUGUGUGUGGGGUGUUCUUUGAUUGACAUGUUUGUGAAAGGAGAGAGUAGUUUUGAGAAUGCGUAUAAGGUGUUUGAUAAAAUGUCUGAACUAAAUGUUGUUACUUGGACUUUGAUGAUUACUCGGUGUAUGCAGAUGGGGUUUCCUAGAGAAGCGAUUAGAUUUUUCCUGGAUAUGGUUUUAAGCGGAUUUGAAUCGGAUAAGUUCACACUAAGCUCUGUGUUUUCGGCUUGUGCUGAGUUGGAGAAUUUGUCUUUGGGAAAGCAGUUGCAUUCUUGGGCUAUUAGAUCAGGGCUUGUGGAUGAUGUUGAGUGUAGUUUAGUUGAUAUGUAUGCGAAAUGUUCUUCGGAUGGUUCAGUAGAUGAUUGCAGGAAGGUGUUUGAUAGAAUGCAUGAUCAUAGUGUUAUGUCGUGGACGGCAUUGAUCACUGGUUACAUGCAAAACUAUAAUCUCGGCACAGAGGCUAUUAAUCUCUUUAGUGAAAUGAUAACCCAAGGUCAUGUUGAGCCAAAUCAUUUCACUUUUUCGAGUGCACUCAAGGCGUGUGGAAAUGUUUCAGAUCCACGGGUAGGUAAACAGAUUCUUGGUCAUGCUUUCAAAAGAGGAGUUGCUUCAAAUAACAGUGUUGCAAACUCGGUUAUCAGCAUGUUUGUUAAAUGUGACAGGAUGGAAGAUGCUCGGACAGCUUUUGAAUCACUUUCUGAGAAGAACUUGGUUUCAUAUAAUACAUUCCUUGACGGAACCUGCAGGAACUUGGAUUUUGAGCAAGCUUUUCAGCUUUUAAGUGAGAUCACUGAGAGAGAAUUAGGUGUUAGCGCUUUCACAUUUGCUAGCUUGUUGAGUGGAGUUGCAAAUGUCGGUUCAAUAAGAAAAGGCGAGCAAAUCCAUUCACAGGUGCUUAAACUAGGGCUCUCGUGCAAUCAACCUGUCUGCAAUGCUUUGAUCUCUAUGUAUUCCAAAUGCGGAAGCAUUGACACAGCUUCCCGAGUCUUCAGUUUAAUGGAUAAUCGUAAUGUCAUCUCGUGGACUUCAAUGAUCACAGGUUUUGCUAAACACGGAUUCGCUGAAAGGGUCCUCGAAACAUUCAACCAAAUGACGAAAGAAGGGGUGAAGCCAAACGAGGUCACUUAUGUUGCAAUCUUAUCAGCAUGCAGCCAUGUUGGUUUGGUCUCUGAAGGAUGGAGACAUUUCAAUUCAAUGUAUGAAGACCACAAGAUCAAACCUAAGAUGGAGCACUAUGCUUGUAUGGUUGAUCUUCUAUGUCGAGCCGGGCUUCUCACAGAUGCAUUUGAGUUCAUCAACACAAUGCCCUUCCAAGCCGAUGUUUUAGUAUGGCGUACGUUUCUUGGAGCUUGCAGAGUUCACAGUAACACAGAACUCGGAAAGUUAGCUGCGAGGAAGAUCUUAGAACUUGAUCCGAAUGAGCCUGCAGCUUAUAUACAGCUCUCAAACAUAUAUGCUAGUGCAGGGAAAUGGGAAGAAUCCACGGAGAUGAGGAGGAAGAUGAAAGAGAGAAACUUGGUUAAAGAAGGAGGUUGCAGUUGGAUAGAAGUGGGAGAUGAAGUUCAUAAGUUCUACGUAGGCGAUACAUCUCACCCGAAUGCUCACCAAAUAUAUGAUGAAUUGGACCGGUUAAUUACAGAAAUAAAACGCUGCGGAUAUGUUCCUGAUACGGAUCUUGUUCUUCACAAGCUAGAGGAAGAGGAUGAUGAGGCAAAGAAGGAGAUGUUACUGUAUCAGCACAGUGAGAAAAUUGCAGUUGCGUUUGGGCUUAUAAGCACGGCGAAAUCUAGACCGGUUAGGGUGUUCAAGAACUUACGGCAAUAUCCGGUUUUUUCGAUUAUGGAAUCCCGCAUUCAAAACAAUAUGGGAUCAACAAGCAUUGAAAGCAAUAAGGGGAUUGAAUAUCUGGCGUUGAAUUGUCGAAAACACAGUGCGGUUUUGACGGAUUUUGGAGCUAUUGGAGAUGGAAAAACCUCAAACACGAAAGCGUUUAGAGAAGCAAUAACCAAGCUUACUACAAAGGCGGUUGACGGUGGAGUCCAACUCAUUGUACCGCCGGGGAAUUGGCUCACCGGAAGUUUCAACCUCACAAGCCAUUUUACUUUGUUUAUCCAGCAAGGUGCAACUAUUCUUGCUUCUCAGGAUGAAUCUGAAUAUCCUAUGAUUCCGCCUUUGCCGUCAUACGGAGAUGCAAGGUUUACUAGUUUAAUAUACGGAAGUAACCUAACUGAUGUUGUUAUCACCGGUAACAAAGGAACGAUUAAUGGACAAGGGAAGUCAUGGUGGUUGAAGUAUCGAAGUGGUGGUUUCAAGUCGAUAUCAAGACCUUUGUUGAUCGAAAUCAUCUUCUCCGAAAACGUCCAAAUCUCCAAUAUCAAUUUGAUCGACUCUCCGAUGUGGAAUAUUCAUCCUGUUUAUUGCAAGAACGUCAUCGUUAAAGAUAUUAAAAUCGUUGCUCCUAUCGAUUCUCCUAACACCGAUGGAAUCAACCCUGAUUCUUGCACGAACACACUAAUAGAAGACUGCUCCGUAGUCUCCGGAGACGAUUGCAUUGCCGUCAAAAGUGGAAUCGACCAAUUCGGGAUCGCCACGGGAAUGCCAACACAACAGCUAUCCAUUAGACGUCUCACUUGCAUUUCUCCCGACAGCGCAGGCAUCGCCAUCGGGAGUGAAAUGUCCGGAGGAAUCAAAGAUGUUAGAAUCGAAGACGUGACUCUAAUCAACACGCAAUCCGCUAUCCGAAUCAAAACCGCUGUGGGGCGUGGCGGUUACGUUAAAGACAUUUUCGCUAGGAGAUUUACAAUGAAGACUAUGAAAUACGUUUUCUGGAUGACUGGUUCGUAUAAGCUACAUCCCGUAGGCGGAUUUGAUCCCAAGGCGUUACCGGAGAUUAGCAAUAUUAAUUACCGUGACAUGACGGCAGAAAACGUUACGAUUUCGGCGAAGCUUGAAGGGAUCAAGAACGACCCUUUUACAGGUUUAUGCAUGUCCAAUGUGACUAUAGCUUUGUCACCGGACCCGAAGAAGCUGCAGUGGAACUGUACGGAUGUCUCCGGAGUUACUAGUAGGGUUAAACCGGAGCCGUGUAGUUUGUUGCCGGAUAAGGGAACUACGAUGGAUUGUGAUUUUCCGACAGAUAAGAUUCCUAUUGAGAGUGUUGUGUUGAACAAAUGUUAUGCUUAGAAAUGUGUUUGUAACUUUGUACCGAUUUAUAGGUUUCAUUAAUCGCAUAACUAAAAGAUUGAAUGAUUU
This is a messenger RNA of Arabidopsis arenosa, 3887 nucleotides long. Lineage: Eukaryota; Viridiplantae; Streptophyta; Magnoliopsida; Brassicales; Brassicaceae. The record is from the annotation of a GenBank genome assembly.